GCAGUCGGCACCGUACUAGCAAUAUAGGAGUAUUAUAUAUAUGGAUGUGAGUUCGCGAGUACACGUGCUAUGACAGUUUUGAUUAUAGUUUUUGUGUAGUUUUUGGAAAAGUAAUACACGUCACCAAGGUACACGUAUCUAGAAACUAAUCGCGCACAUAAAUAAAAGUAAUUUAACCAAAAAAAAAAAAAAAACAGUUCUUUUGAUCUAAAGCAUAUAUAAAUACGUUAGAUGUGUAUGUUCGAGAUUCUUGUUCUAACAAAGAACUUUUUUGGAAAAAUCAAAAAUAAUAAAUAAACAAGAAACAUAUGAAAGAGAUCUUCACAUAUAUGAUGUCACAGAAAAUUAAAGAAACAUCUCUAAAUAUAAUAGCAUUAGAAUAUGGAAGUAGCGAUUCAGAUGUAGAAGAAAAAACAAAUACACUAGAAACAAAUAUACCAAAGGAUACAGAAAAUGUAGAAGCAAUUAAUAAAAUAUCUGUAGAACAGAAUUCUGUAAAGCAUGAUUUAAACUAUCGUAAUGUGGAAGAAAUAUCUUCUAGCGAAGUCAGUGAUAGUGAAGAUGAUAGUGAAGAUUCUGACAGUAGUAGUACAGAUACUUCUAGUAGCGAAAAUGAAUCAGAUGUUCCUCAUACUAAUAGCAACAAGAAAAAGGAAAACUUCAAAGAAAAAAAGCAUAAUAAUGAAUGUGACUAUCUUCCACCACUGGAAAAUUUAAAUUUAAGUGUUCCAGAAGUCUCAUGCGAGCUAUUAGGCAAGAUCCAGAAAAUAGUGGAAGAAGUUGUAGUUAUAGAGCCAUUGCCUGAUAAACCAAGGCUAGACAUCGAUACAAUUUUAUUCAUUAAUCAAGGUAGACAAUCUCUUGGUAGAAUAUUUGAUGUGUACGGCAAGGUGAGCGAACCGUACUAUUGCGUUCGUUUCAACAGCUCCGAACACACACAGAAAAGUGAUAUUGUAGACAAACCAGUUUAUUAUUGUCCAAAUAAAAAAGAGUAUACAUCUUUGAUUUUUCUACAUGAAUUGACCAAAAUAAAAGCAUGUGAUCCAGUUGGUGAUGAUGAGUCACCAGAUUUUUCGAGCGACGAAGAGGAAACGACUUAUUAUGCACAACUGUCAACCAAGAAAAACAAUAAUGGUCCAAAUGACAGGUCUUAUAAACGACGUAGAACAUCCGGUCCUGUCCAGAAUCGGGAAAACAACUUACAAGCAAAUCAUUUGCGAAAUCAAACAACUUCAAACAAUCAAAAUAUUACAUCUUUUAAUGUUUUGCCACGAUAUUCAUAUCAAAGUAACACAUGGUCAUAUAACAUGCGCCAUACGCAUUCUAAUCCCUACAUUUCAUUACCUAGACCUUUUUUCGCUCCUCCAAGAUUCAAUUAUCAUCCAAACUACCCGAUUUUUCAGUACAAUGUACGUCCGUAUAUGUGGCACAUGAACCCACAUGGAUUAAAUUCCCAAUCUCUUCUUCCUCCUCCACCUCCUCCACCACUACUUCCUCCAACACUUCCUCUUCCUCCUUGUCAUUCGACAAAUAAUUCGGGUAAAAAACCACAGUGAAGACUUCUUGAUAUGAAUUAUAAAAUAGCUCAAUUUGUAUGUACAUUAAAAUGAUACAAUGUGUUUUUACAUUAAAACACAAAAGUAAGAGUGAACAUAUGUAAAUAGUAUUCAUUUCAAAAUUUUACUCUUAGUAUAUAAUAAAAAUAUUUUAUAUGAAUAUACAGUGUUUAUAUUUCUUCACAUGAGUUUAUAAACACACAUCUCUUUAUAUCACAUAUUGUUUCCAAAACAUUGGUUUUUUCUAAAAUCAUAGAUUUCUAAUUAAUAUUAUUAAUUUUAUAUAAAUGUCUAAGCACAAAAAAUAACAAGAGUA
Messenger RNA from Pseudomyrmex gracilis, 1872 nucleotides. Its product is annotated as H/ACA ribonucleoprotein complex non-core subunit NAF1. Gene Ontology annotation, biological process: ribosome biogenesis; pseudouridine synthesis; box H/ACA snoRNP assembly. The record is from RefSeq and is a predicted model, not a curated record. The coding region runs from base 309 to 1556 and encodes 415 amino acids. The transcript is spliced from 6 exons. Gene Ontology annotation, cellular component: sno(s)RNA-containing ribonucleoprotein complex. Lineage: Eukaryota; Metazoa; Arthropoda; Insecta; Hymenoptera; Formicidae. Gene Ontology annotation, molecular function: RNA binding.